AUGAAGGAUUUGCUGGGCGCACCAGGGGAGGCCACGUUUGGGUCCUGUGCGGCCUGGUCGGAGCGCUUCAAGCCGGCGGUGAUCGCCGCCAUCCAGCGCCACUCAGGCUGCUCUCGCGUCGUGUGGCGCCAGGCCGUCUCCAUCCUCAGGGAGGAGGGCGUGGAAGUCGAGGAGCCGCCGCCGCCGCCAGCUCAGCUGCAGCAGCAGCUGCAGCGCCGGCAGCGGCUCGCGGCGGCGGCGCGCGCCGCGUCCGAGGACACUUCAGAAGGGGAGGGCGGCCCUGACGGCAGCCGGGCGGUCAGCAGCGGCGAGGAGAUCGUGGGGGAGGAUGAGGUUGCUGAGGUGGCGUCGGAAGGCGAGGGGGCAGACCCUGUGGACGCGACAGCUGAGGGGGCGGUGCCUGUGCUGGAGGACGGAGUGGUGUUCUUGGCGGCGCCUGAGAAGGGGCAGAAGACGGGCUUCUACGCUGACCAGCGCGACAACCGCAGAUUCAUCGCCUCCAUCUCCGCCGGCCGCUCGGUGCUCGACCUGUGCUGCUACUCGGGCGGCUUCGCGCUCACCGCCGCCGCGGCCGGCGCCGCCUCGGCGAUCGGUGUCGACUCGUCCGGCCCCGCCGUCGCGCUGGCGGCCGCCAACGCGCGCGCCAAUGGGCUGGAGGGGCGCGUGGAGUUCUUCAAAGAUGACGUCAGCGCGUUCAUGCGGGCGGCGGUGGAGCGCGGGGACGCGUGGGACGUGGUGGUGCUCGACCCCCCGAAGCUGGCGCCCAACAGGGCGUCACUGCGGCCGGCCUCCAAUAAGUACCGGAAGCUCAACGCCCUGGCGCUGGCGCUGGUCAAGCCGGGGGGCGUCCUCAUGACCUGCAGCUGCAGCGGGGCCAUGACUCAGAGCGGCGGCCUGCCCGCAAUUGUGGAGGAAGCUGCCAGGGAGGCGGAGCGCCAGGUGACGCUGCUGCGCAAGUCUGGCGCGGCACCCGACCACCCCCUCAACCCGGCCUACCCCGAGGGCCAAUACCUCACAGCCCUCGCAUACAGGGUGCUGUGA
This is a messenger RNA of Monoraphidium neglectum, 1041 nucleotides long. RefSeq lists its product as hypothetical. NCBI's taxonomy places the organism in Eukaryota, Viridiplantae, Chlorophyta, Chlorophyceae, Sphaeropleales, Selenastraceae. Bases 1 to 1041 code for a protein of 346 amino acids. Gene Ontology annotation, molecular function: methyltransferase activity. The record is from RefSeq and is a predicted model, not a curated record. The transcript has 7 exons.